AUGAAUGGGAACAAUAACUUCACCUUGUGUCCGAUCUCAGACUCGUACAAAAGGAUCCUGCUCCCUCUGACCUACAGCCUGGUGUUUGUUCUGGGUCUGACCCUGAAUGGAGCACUGCUGUGGGUGGUGUGCUUCCGUACCCGGACCUGGAGCUGCUCUGUCAUCUACCUGACCAACCUGGCCGUGGCUGACCUGCUGUACGUGCUGUCCUUGCCGCUGCUCAUUGUCAGCUAUGCCAUGGAUGACGUAUGGCCCUUCGGUGACAUAAUCUGCAAAGUCGUCCGAUUCUUCUUCUGUACGAACCUCCACUGCAGCAUGAUGUUCCUCAUGUGCAUCAGCGUGCACCGGUUCCUCGGUGUGUGCUACCCGAUUACUGCACUCCGCUUCAGGACCAAAAACCUGGCUGCUUUGACGUCUGGCUCGGUUUGGGUCCUGGUGAUGCUGGAGAUAUCACCAACCCUUGUGUUUGCCCACACCGGGUUCAUCAACAACAUGACGGUGUGCUAUGAAAUGACCAACCCUGGCCAGUUGUAUACUUACUUUCCUUACGACAUGUUUCUGGACGUGGUUGGAUUUCUGGUACCUUUUAUGAUUAUUAUAAUCUGUUACUGCUCAAUGAUGAGAGUGCUCUACCGGGCUGGAAGGGACAACUCACAGGUAGGGACAGAGAAUCUCAACAAGUCCAUACGCACCAUUCUGGCGGUGUGCUUGAUGUUCGUGCUGUGUUUUGUGCCUUAUCACAUUGCGCGGAUAGUGUGCCUGUUCAUACGCGUCUAUGUAUCCAGUGACUGUAGAGUCAUCAACUUGGUGAUGAUCGGCUAUAAGAUAUGGAAACCCCUGGUCAGCUUCAACAGCUGCGCAAACCCACUGCUGUACUUCCUGGGUUCGGACAGGCAACGGAAGAAGCUCUGGGCCCAGUUAUUUAGGAGUAAGAUGGUCCAUCCCGCGGUGUGCACAGUACAGCCAGAUAUAGUACCCACCGUGUCUGGUACUGCCAGAAAUCAGUGA
This is a messenger RNA of Salvelinus namaycush (lake trout), 1008 nucleotides long. RefSeq names its product P2Y purinoceptor 3-like. Gene Ontology annotation, cellular component: plasma membrane. The coding region runs from base 1 to 1008 and encodes 335 amino acids. NCBI's taxonomy places the organism in Eukaryota, Metazoa, Chordata, Actinopteri, Salmoniformes, Salmonidae. Gene Ontology annotation, biological process: G protein-coupled receptor signaling pathway. Gene Ontology annotation, molecular function: G protein-coupled receptor activity. The transcript has a single exon. The record is from RefSeq and is a predicted model, not a curated record.